Molecule: messenger RNA, 1851 nt
Organism: Amphibalanus amphitrite
Lineage: Eukaryota; Metazoa; Arthropoda; Thecostraca; Balanomorpha; Balanidae
Product: perlucin-like
Exons: 4
Coding region: 169-840 (223 amino acids)
Source: RefSeq, a predicted model, not a curated record
GAACAGCGCAUUGCUUGGGAGUUCUGUCAGCCAGUGCAUAACGCUGGCACCCGUGCAGGUCUCAUCAGCCUUCCCGUUCUAACGCUCAUAACUGGCCCCGUGUCACUGCCAUCUAGUUCCGUGUGGCUACCUUCUACCAGUCCCCUGUACAGUAUCACCGUCCUUACGAUGGCGUCAUCUACUUGGUGCUGGUCGCUGGCCGUCCUGCUCUUCUACCUACAUUCCGCCAGCAGCACGUCGGUGCCGGUGACGAACCUCUGGGAUGAGCUGCAGAGUACCGUCGCUGAGGUGGUGCAGGCUCACUGCCCCAGCAAGCAGCAGGAAGCCAAUCAGGAGAAGCGCAUCAUCGAGGGCACGACGAAGGCGCUGAAAAGAUUGUUCGCCGAAACGUUCUCCGAGUCUGGCGGCAGACCUAACCUGGACCCGCUCUGGCGCUGCAGUUGCCCCUCUGGCUAUAUCCCGUGCGGCGGCCGCUGCUACGCCCGUCUCCACCGUCCCGUCGAGUACGCCCAGGCGGAGCGCGAGUGCUCCCUGCUGGGCGCCCACCUGGCCGUGCCGCGCUCCCGUCAGCAGAGUCUUUGCGUGGCCGGCCUGGCAGGCCACGAGGACGUCUGGCUGGGCAUCACCGACCGCGACGAGGAGGGUUUCUUCCAGGGCGCCGACGGCCGGCCGGUCACGGACAACGAGGGGCAGGUGUGGUCACCGACUCAGCCGGACAACGCCGGCGGUGUGGAACACUGCGUCUCGAGCUGGAAGGUGAAGGAUGGUGUGCGCUUCGGCGAGUGGAACGACUACCCGUGCACCGGUAUUCGGCUGUACCCCAUGUGUCAGCUGCCCUGAGGUACUUGACAUCCGGCCGUACCAAAAGUCUCGCUUGUGUCAGCGGUCAGCUACCUUGGGAUGCGCAGUACCUACCUACUCGAUGUUUCAGCUGUUAUGACUUAUGAGGUGUGUAUGCAGGGCUGCGGAGUUGAUGGAUUUGAGGGUGACUCCAACUCCGACUCCGACUCCGGCUUCAAAAAUCGACUGCGACUCCGACUCCAACUCCGACUCCAACUCCGGACGGUUCUAUUGAAAACCAUAUCAUGAUUAAAGUUCCUAAUGGAAAUGUUUUAUCUUGCCUGAAACGACCCCUAGUGCUUUCCAAGACUUUGCGUUGCAAAUAUGCAUUUAAAGUAACAUGCAGCAUUAAAAAGCAGGUUCCGGGGAGUUCACCGUCUUCUGCUCCUUUCGCUGAAAACGUUCGUCCAAAACAGCAAAAUGGUCUUUUUUCGACAACAUCUAAUUUCGAGUGCAGUCAAUCAAACAGGUGCAGUGCAUGACGUUGAGCAAUGUAGCGUUAACUCCGUCUCCGGAGUCGGAGUCGGUAAGAUUUUAGCGACUCCGACUCCGACUCCGACUCCGGGCAGAAUUGUCGACUCCGACCGUCUCCAACUCCGACUCCGACUCCGACUCCACAGCCCUGGCUAUCAGCUAGGGUUGCACUAAUUGCUCAUAUUACAUAUGCCUGCUUUGUCAUAUUUUCCGAGAGAGUAUCAUCGAUUAAAACACUGAAAUAAGUUCAUAAAAUAAAGAUGUUUGCAGUAAAAGAUAUAAGGUGCAGAUUUGGUCAAAUUAGGUGCACUCGCCGGCUAGCCCGUCGUGAAAACGGCUAGUAUGGUGACUGUUGGUGACGUGUUGGCUAAGGACGCAUCAGCCUUGCGACCCGUGCCGUGCAUCAAAUUUAUCUUCCGUCUUGUUCUUUUUUUUUCGCGCUGCUGACUCGUAUGAAGCCAAUAGGCAUGUACUUUUGUAACUAAGCGGAACUAAUCAGGGUGGUCAGGGAAAGAUCAAUAAACUUACUACUCAGAA